AUGCCUUCUGCCGAGUUUCAAAAGGCGGCGAAUGAGAGCCGUCAACUCAAAGACAAACCCAGCAAUGAUGAGUUGCUCGAGCUCUACGCCCUCUUCAAGGUCGCCAACGGCGAGGACUUCUCUAAGGCCCCUCCACCAGGCAUGUUCGAUCUGAAGGGAAAAGCCAAGCACAAGGCCUGGCAGAAGGAAGUUGACGCCGGCACCAGCGCCGACGACGCCGAGAAACGCUAUAUCGAACUUGUUGAGAAACUCAAGGAGAAAUACGGCUUUGAUCCGGCCAAGGCGCCGGAGCCUGUGGGUGGAAACUGA
This is a messenger RNA of Rhinocladiella mackenziei CBS 650.93, 309 nucleotides long. RefSeq lists its product as uncharacterized. Gene Ontology annotation, molecular function: long-chain fatty acyl-CoA binding. The record is from RefSeq and is a predicted model, not a curated record. NCBI's taxonomy places the organism in Eukaryota, Fungi, Ascomycota, Eurotiomycetes, Chaetothyriales, Herpotrichiellaceae. Gene Ontology annotation, biological process: fatty acid metabolic process. The transcript has 3 exons. The coding region runs from base 1 to 309 and encodes 102 amino acids.